AUGGAUGCUCAUGCUGCACGACUAACUGGUCUCAUCAUAGGCUGGUAUCUUCCUCAGUGCCACGAUUCGUGUCAUCGUCCAGUGUUUUUACGCCCAUCGAGUCUGGAUUGGUGCGUCGCGCUUGGAGGUUGUCAUAAACGGCUUUUAAUUAGUCGCCCAGUCAGCGACAUGAACUGGAAACUCGUGGGCUCGGUCCUAGUGACUACCCUGGGGCAAUAUGCAAUAAUGGUAACAACUGCCAGAACGAGAAGUGCAGCUUCGUUUUUCACUUGCCCUUUUGAAAUCCCAUACGCUGCAGCGAGCGCGAUCUGCGAUGUUAUGAUAUCUGUAUCAUUCUUAUUCUAUCUUCGGCCGGCACGCAGCGGAAUCAAACGCACAAACAAUCACAUGCAAUAGCUCGUCGUCGUUUCUGUGCAGAUGGGCGUAAUCACAUCCCUUGUGGCUAUUGUGUGGUUCCUGCUG
Messenger RNA from Suillus clintonianus, 462 nucleotides. RefSeq lists its product as uncharacterized. Lineage: Eukaryota; Fungi; Basidiomycota; Agaricomycetes; Boletales; Suillaceae. The record is from RefSeq and is a predicted model, not a curated record. The coding region runs from base 1 to 396 and encodes 131 amino acids. The transcript has 8 exons.